Messenger RNA from Athalia rosae (coleseed sawfly), 5102 nucleotides. RefSeq names its product serine/threonine-protein kinase 32A. Gene Ontology annotation, molecular function: G protein-coupled receptor kinase activity; G protein-coupled receptor binding; ATP binding. The coding region runs from base 2851 to 4230 and encodes 459 amino acids. Lineage: Eukaryota; Metazoa; Arthropoda; Insecta; Hymenoptera; Athaliidae. The record is from RefSeq and is a predicted model, not a curated record. Gene Ontology annotation, biological process: regulation of signal transduction; G protein-coupled receptor signaling pathway; protein phosphorylation. The transcript is spliced from 10 exons.
CUAUACCUGAAAAUUACACGUGUAUAAUAAAGUACUCCGUGUAGCACCUGCAUACACCUUCGGUCGCGUGAUUUGGGAAAGUUUUAGUUCGCUCACUGUAUUACACUAUAUCGCACGGCUAUACCCGUACAGCGUAAGAUUGUUUCAUACCGGAAACGAAGGGAAGGUUACAAUUUUAUUAUUCCAUCAUUUAUCGCUAUCACUUUUUUCUAACGCGGUUAAACGGUCGCGAUUACGUUCCUCCAAACCACGAGUGGUACGUCGACCGGAUAGUGCAAAAAAACAACAACAAAAACCAAUAAUAAAAAAAAUAAAAGUAUACACGAGAAAAAGAUUCGAGGAUUCUAUUUCUCUGCUCUUUUUUCCAUCCCUUCGAGGAUUGCUGGGAAUCGACGGUCAAGAUUCUGACUCUGAGAGGGACAAAAUCAAAUUUUCUUUAUCUGUUUUUUCCGUAGCGUUGUACCGGUACUUGAACCCUUCACAGAAUUGAAAUAUAUAUUUUUCCCCUCGCCGCUUCGUAAAACGGAAAUAAUCAAAUUCUUUGCAAACACAAAGUCGCGUUGCGGAGAAUAAUAUAAUUUCAUGCACCUAUACCAUAACGGGUGACUGAACAGCUGAAAGCGUAAUGUGAACUGAUUGAUCGGUUGGUUGAUUCAAUUAAUUUGUAGUUGUAAUUAAUUUGCACUAUAAUUAUUACCUCGAUGGAUAAACUCCCGGGAUCGGUAUGGAGAAUUGGAAGCCUAUUUCGCUUGUAUAAAUGUUUACGCGUAUUCACGGAGUUGCAUAGGGUAAAUGGAAAUGUAUUUUCGUGACAAACAGAAGAGGGUUAAAUUGCGUUGAUUUAUCGUAAGCUACAAGUUUGUAGUAAUUAAUCAAUCCUUUACAGGCUUCAUUCUAACGGUGGAUUGUGUGAUAUCGUAUUGAACACGUUUCAUUCCCAUCAGAUUCAGGGGUUGGAUUGAAGAGUUCUUUCAACGUCGAGAACAGAUGGCAGGGAGAAUAAUGGGGUUAUCAUAUUUGAAUACAGAGUAAUCCAAAAUUCCAAUCGCACGCAUAUUUACUAUUGGACAGAAGAAAAACGAACAAAGUUAUCAAAUCACUUCGAAUUAGGGUUUGGAUUAUGAUUAUCUUCCCGUUCAAAUAGUCGUGUGCGAAAAUUAGAAAAGAGAAAAACUAGUUUUUCGACCUCUUUCCUUUCUCGGUUUUACCACAAAUCUAAUUCCCGGCUAUUCCACAGCGAGCGGUUUUUACAUUUUUCAGUUUCCGUUAAAAGCUCGUGUAAUUGAACCCGCGUUUGCGUUCACUAAAAAUACUUUCCAACUUUACUGUAUAUUUUUUCACAUGAAGGGAUGGACAUUUACAUAACCAAUUUAUACUCCCCAUAACGUACAUGUCCAUGCACUGUGGAAUUCAAGUGAAAAUGCGGGCUUUCAUUUCACAUGCGGAAAUCAUGACCUUCAAGUUUUACAUAUAACGCGCAGAUAGGGACGUACUCGGCGUCACGUUGUCGCGUCCUGGGCCGUUGAAUUCCGCGGAUUUACGAUCUCUCGUUAAAACUAUUGUCUCGUGUCAUUCGCUCCGUUUUUUUUUUUUUCUUUUCCUGUUUAUCCAUUUUACUUUUUCACGUUUCAACGAACGUUUUUUAUUUGACUUGUAUUUUUUCCCCCGUGUCAAGUUUGAUUCGUUUACGCCAUUCUGGCUAACACGCGUGUGACCUGCACGCUACACACACAGGAAUACGCACGUUCCGAAUCCCUGAUAACAUUCGAAUCACGUACACACGGAAAAUGAGAGGAAAAAGAAAAAAUCUAGUAAAGAGAUUAAAUAACAAGAGCUUUUUUGUUGCCAUAGAACCAUAAACGCGCGGGUCCAAUCACUCGGCAAAUAAAAAACAGAUGGAAAAUACCGCGCCCGAUUCUAAAAACCAAAUGGAGGGUUGAAAAAAAAAAAGAAGACGAAUCAGUUUCGCAAUUCAGGGAUCGAAAGGGACGACAAAGGGAACGGCCUUUUUUUUCGUCGUACCUGAUAUCAGUUUCCGUUUUAAGUAAUUUUCAUUUAUCUUUCGGUGAUCAUUAGGGAUAGUCCCUAUACCGCAUGAUUAUCAAUCUACAAAGUUCAUCAAAGUUUGGCGUUACGCGAAGGAAAUCCCGGUUGGGUAGGCAGAAACACCAGGGCAACUUUACAUAGGAGACAUUAUUAUAAUUAUUCUUGAGUAUAGUUUACGUCCAUAUUAUUCGGCGCAUGUAAUAUGACCAUUAAAAAAUGAGAAAUGAAUUGUGAAAGAAUAUUUUCAACGGCAAAAGUUCAGUGCGAUAAAAAACAACGACGAAGAGAAUGAUUGAAUAAAUAAAAACGAAAAACUAUAUUGAAAAAACAAAAAAAAGAAGUAAAAUUAACGCCAACAGCGAGGAUAAAAAUCAAACGUAUAACCGAAAUCAAAAAUCGAAAUAACGUCUGGUGAAGAAUCGACGAAUUCACGUACAGGGCCUGGAAGUAAAUUAAUCAUGUAACAACGUACAAUGCUGAUGAUGUUUUCGUUUUUGUUGUCGUUAUUAUUAUUAAUAUUUGGAGAUCCGUUUUGCGACCGGCGUCGUUCGUCGGGGCAAGAGUUGUUGGGAAAGUCAAGUUUGACAAACGACCCGCUACUACCGCCGCAGCUUUUGCUAGAAACAUCCAUUUCGAGAUGAUUGCGUACUACCUUUUAGGCGAGGAUUAAACUCUCGUCCUGGAAAGACAAGAGAGUUGAUGGAAAAAAGUUACGAAAACCGUGAGAAAAAUUGAAGGGAUAAAAAAUAAAAAUCAACGAAUAACAGAAAACAGGGAGGGAAGAAACUAAAAUAAAUCGAAAAAAUGGGAGCCAACCAAUCGGGAAGAAGUCAUCCUAGCCCUGGGGACGAGGUAAACUUUGAUCAUUUCCAAAUUCUACGAGCCAUUGGAAAAGGAAGCUUUGGGAAGGUUUGCAUUGUACAAAAAAGAGACAGAUCGGGCAACAUGUACGCCAUGAAAUAUGUGCAUAAAGGCGAAUGCGCCGAACGCGGAGCUUUGAAAAAUAUUGCGAGAGAAGUCGAAAUUUUAUCAAAACUUGAACACCCAUGUCUGGUCAACCUUUGGUUCAGUUUUCAAGAUGAAGAAGACCUUUUCAUGGUAUCGGACUUACUUCUCGGAGGUGAUUUACGUUAUCAUAUUCAACAGGAGAUUCACUUUUGUGAGGAAAGUGUUGUACUUUUUGUCGCUGAAAUCGCAUUGGCUCUAGAAUAUCUUCAGGAACAUAAAAUUAUACACAGGGAUAUCAAACCGGACAAUAUACUUCUGGAUGAAGAAGGACACGCGCAUGUAACAGACUUCAAUAUCGCGACAGUUCUUGAAGAGGGACAAUUAGCGACUUCGAUGUCUGGGACGAAACCGUAUAUAGCACCUGAGGUCUACAUGUGUUCGUGUGAAGAAUAUGGCGUCCUUGGAUAUGGAUUCGCCAUAGAUUGGUGGAGUCUUGGCGUUCUUGCAUGGGAAACUUUAUCCGGAGUCAGACCAUAUCCUUUACAUGCUGCCACAUCUCAUAGAGAAGCACUGGCCAUUUUACAGGAAGAGAGACAACCACCGGUUCAUUGGAGUCCAGAAAUUCGCGAACUCCUUGAUAGAUUACUGAUUCAAGCUCCAGGUGCGAGAAUCUCAACGUUGAAGGAACUAAAGCAGGUUAAAAUUAUGAACGGAAUAGACCUUGCAAAGGUGCUAGCUAAGCAAAUGAAGCCUCCGUUUACUCCACCAAAGGAUCACUUGAACUGUGACCCUACGUUCGAACUGGAGGAGAUGAUAAUUGAAACAAAACCUUUACAUAAAAAGAAAAAGCGACUUGCAAAGCAGAGGUCAAUAAGAGUUGACGUACCGACAGCAGCCGCAGAUGACGUUAUAGCAACAGAUAGUACCGGUGCAGAACUUCGAGGACUGGCAUUUAUUCCCGAAUAUCGUGUUUAUAAUCGUGAACGUGAGCUCGAAAGACAAGAGAGAGAAGAAAAAGAGCGUUUAUGGGAGGAGGAAUUAAAUUCCGCAAUGAUGGGGGCCGAAGAAAGAUUGAGACCUAAACAACAGCCAACUAAAACUGGGAGUCGUCUGAGUGUAUCGACAGCUAGUGUAAAAGCUCGAAUCAACGCUUCUCCGAGACCAAAUCGUCGGAAGGGAGGAACGUCCUCCGACAUAGAUUUUAUUGAUGCGAGUCCUGAGCCUUCCAGUUCAUAAUCAGCGCCAACAAAGAUAAAAGCACAAGAAGAUAGCAACUGAACGCAAGAUAAAGAAAAAACUUUGCACAAAUUUAAAAAUGUGACGUGUUUUUUUUUGACUCCGUAUUUCGGAACGAAUGAAUGUCAUUUUUAACUUGCAGUAUGUCUUCCUUCCGAGUUUGAUAUCAAGGUAUACACACAUACGACUAACUUUGAAGGUACACACGAUUUGAUAGAAAGCUUUCGCACUGUUUUGAGGACAAAGUUGUUUCCGCUACGCGGAGCUCAUAAAUUGAGUUACAGCUAGUAACACAAUCUUCGUCAUCUUCGCUAUAGGGGUGCAGGGAAGAAUGAGAAGGGGCAGAGUGGAGCAUGGGAGAUGAUACUGAAGUCUGAGAUGCCAGUAGCUCAGACCAUUCAACCAAAUUAGCUUUCUCGGCUGAUCGUCUCCUUGCUUUCGAUCUACUUUUGUAAAAAUACGAGUUUUAUUGAACCUUCGUAGCUCGAUAACGACUUUACUUAUACAGCAAACUGUGGAACCAACAGAAACAAAAAGAAAAAAAAAUUGAUUAGGUAUUGAUAAAAUUUUUAUACGAGAUCUCGGGACUGUGUAAGCUAGAAUUUCCCGUAAAAAAUUUUUACGAAAAUCAAUUUCAAAAUCAAUUUCCUUAGAAAAAACACAUACAUAUACUAUAUUCGAAGUACUGCAUCGCAUCGCAAUUUGGGUUGCCUGCUGCUAGGACCAAUCGAUUCCCCAUUGAAAAUUCUUCCAGAGAACCGAACCUCAUUAAUGAAAUCUUGAAAAACUAAAAGGACCAAAAGUUAAGAAAAAAAACAAAUAACUUUUAAUCGUAAUUAGAAUGUAUGGGUAAAUAAAUAAUGUACGUCAGA